GCGGCCCCCACCCCGCCCUCCCCCGAGGAGAAGGAGUUGAAGGGCAAGUCCUCUUGGCAGUGCAAGGUCUGCAGCUACGAGACCAACAUCUCCCGCAACCUCCGGAUCCACAUGACGUCGGAGAAGCACAUGCAGAACAUGCUCCUGCUUCACCAGGGGCUGCCCCUGGCCCUGCCCGGACUCCUGGGACAACCCCAGCCCUCGCAAGGAGGCAAGCCGCAGCCGGAGCUCUUCCAGUUCUACGGGGCCCAGGCCCUCGGCCACUCCCACCACCCCCACCCCCACCAUGCCCCCUCCAGGGCCAGCCCGGCUCUGCGGGGGGACAAGCCCAUGGAACAAACCCAGCUCUUACUCAAUGGAGGCUUCCCGCAACUCGGUACCCCCGGCAGGAAGAUGGCCACCUUGGGGUCAG
Messenger RNA from Gekko japonicus, 412 nucleotides. RefSeq names its product zinc finger homeobox protein 2-like. The record is from RefSeq and is a predicted model, not a curated record. The annotation marks the transcript as partial. Gene Ontology annotation, cellular component: nucleus. Lineage: Eukaryota; Metazoa; Chordata; Lepidosauria; Squamata; Gekkonidae. Gene Ontology annotation, molecular function: RNA polymerase II cis-regulatory region sequence-specific DNA binding; DNA-binding transcription factor activity, RNA polymerase II-specific. Gene Ontology annotation, biological process: regulation of transcription by RNA polymerase II; brain development; regulation of neuron differentiation. The transcript has a single exon.